Armigeres subalbatus is the source of this 5341-nucleotide messenger RNA. RefSeq lists its product as uncharacterized. The transcript has 4 exons. The coding region runs from base 291 to 2903 and encodes 870 amino acids. Lineage: Eukaryota; Metazoa; Arthropoda; Insecta; Diptera; Culicidae. The record is from RefSeq and is a predicted model, not a curated record.
GAAAGCCUAGUUGGAUUUUGGAUUCGUUGGAUGUUGGAUUCCAAGUUCUGCGACUCGGUCGGUUCGGUCGGUUCGGCAAUUUUUUAUAAAGGAAACCUCUAGAAGUGUUGUGGUUUCCUUUCUCCAAGUACCUCUUCGUCAUCGUCGUAAUUUUCACGAUUUUUAGAUUAGCUAAGUCUUAUCAGUGUUUUGAAUAAUCAGUUCUUUGCAGACGAAUUCAUUUGAUACUUUUUCGCUUCUUUGGGCGUAAUUUGAGUGGUAACCGGAGACGGAGUAGAUCCCUGAUAAAGAUGGCGAGCGUUGAGGCCGAGAAACGACUCCGAAGGUUCUCCUUUCGCGAUGAUGAAAUCAAACUGCAAGUAUUGAAUAGUCCUUUUGUUGCGAAAUCAGAAAUCGAUGUUAUCAACAUACUGGGUCAAGCAAUGAAUAUGCCACUCCAAGAGUUCAAAGAUGAGCAGGAGGAAAAGCUCCUUGAUGGAAAAAUUUGUAUGUUUUCAAGUAAGAAUCAAAACGCCUUGCGGAAGAUAACAAAACAGAUGAGAACUUAUCGCUUCCAGUUGAUUCCCCUGGUACUGGUGGUAAAAAAGAUGGCUCGAAGUUUUUUCGAAACGUUACUUAUAAAAGUCCACUGUUCUCCCAAUGAAUAUUCGUAUGUCGAUGUCGCUGGAAGAAUUUACGAUAGCUUCAACAAAUUUCUGGACGAAAACAAGUUCCCGCGUGGGACUCUGUUCUACCCGGAGCGUGGAAAUUUGAGCCUCAAUAUACAUAACAAACUACGAAUCGAGCGCUAUGCAGUGGGAGCAUCAAACGCUGAUAAACAGGAUAUGGAUGCAUUUGUUGGACUGCUCGGUAUCACGGGAUCAAUUGGGUGUAUAUUCGCGACCGGCGGAAUGGCCAUACCUUUCGCGUUGGUGACCGGCAUAUCCGCCCUGUACGCAACGAAACGAGGAAUCGAAAAUUUGGUGGAUGCCGAUCAGCACGGCAUAUCGGUGAAUCCGUUUGAGAAUGCCGAAGCGCGCAAUAACUGGUUCAUGAUAUCGGCCAAUUUACUGACGUUUGCAUCCAUUGGUGCAGCAGCUAGGCUUGCGAUGGCCUCAAAAAUGAAAAGCAUCAAUCCUUCGCAGUUGCAACGCAUCCUGCUAGCCAAACGAGUCAUCAAUGGAGUAAACGCAGGAGUCAAUGGUUUGAUGGUCAUCGAUACGGUAAUCUAUACCGUGAUCAACUGGACGCGGCUGACCAUCCAGGAGAAGGUAACUUUGGCCUGCGCUAUGUGCUUCAACGCCAGGGAGGUAAUCAACUUUACCAAUGCAGAACGAUUGAUUCGAGGUAAACAAGUCGAUGGCAUAUGUAAGUUCUUCAAGGGAUGUUCGGACUCGGCCGUUAAGGCCGUGACUGUCGGGUCAGGGUUUGUUACGAACGUCAAGAAGUUCCUCGGCGAUAAUGAAAUUUACGUACCAACAAUUUUACAGAUGAUCAGAACGUUUGUGGAGAACCAUUUUGAAGUUUCUGUGAGCGAUGACUUUGUGCACAUCAGACUGUUCGGGUUUGAGUACAAAAUGCGAAAUAUCAUUAGUAUGAAGGAAGGCCAAGUGCGUAAAUUUUUGUAUAUGAUUCAGGGCAUAGCCCAGAGUUUUAAAGAAACUUUUGCUUUGUUGAGACAAAUGUUUGGCGAUGAACCGAUCGCCAAUAUCGUCUUUAAGCGGGCUGAAGAAACCGGAGGUCAAGUUGCCGAUUUCGGCAAAGCGAUCAAUCAGCUGAUCGAGAUAUAUAGGACCGUUCGCAAAAUCGUCGACGAUUUCAGUAUUUUGACCGAUACUGAACUACAAAUCGGCGCAGGACACCGUUUUACAAUUGGUUCUGCGUAUAAGACAUUCGUUUCCAAUGGUGUAGGAAAAGGGAUACCCCUUCUUCGAGCGCUUUGUGCAAUGAAUCGAAGAGAAAUAGAAAGCAUGAACAGCCUUCGCAAACGUUCGGGAAAUAUGGAAGAUAUGAUAUUUGAUUUCGUGACGCAUCAAACCCGUGAAAGCGAAGAUAUGCUUUCCAAGAUACGCUUCUUGCUGGAUGUAUCAGAAGUCUGUACGGAAAAGUCAUUCCGCUUUGAACUGAAACCAGUGGAUCAGACCGUCGAAAUUGAAUCAAUCGUUUGCAUCACCGCUGAUGUAUUCUAUCAUGCGGUGUACCGAGACUUAUUGAUUGACCCCGAAAUCUUGCGGGUUUUUGAAUCUGUUUUGGGAACUCAUCGUGAAUUCAUCGAAACCGUAUGGAGGGGCACGUGCAGCCGUCCAGAUUGUGAAGACAAAUCAUUCGAAAAACUAGAGUCACUUAAAGUGUCGUUUCAGUACCGUUCAAAAACUACUAUUGAAAACGUGAUCUCCUACGUUUCAAAAAUGGAAUGCCCGGAUUUCUCGAGAUUUGUCGCUCACUCACUGUUUGCCCUGGAAAAUUUGGACGUUUUGAUGCGUGAUAUGAAUCUAACUGAAACGGAGGCAAAUCGCUGUCUGUUUGAGGAUUUUGCACCACUCCAGUCUCGCUUUCUGGAGCUGACUACGAAGGCAAAAGAGCACUCACUCGAUGGCUAUCAUAAUGUAGAUGAUGGCCUGUUGGAAGCUGAACCCGGAAGGCUGAUCGAAGCUAUUAAACACUUGGCGUCGCAAGAAGUGCUUCGUUUCGGAACGGUUGAGAAUGCAGCUCUGCUCCUCAGCCAGUACCCGAUGCUUCGGAUUGGAUCGGAAAUCCGGACGUUCAACCGGUUCAUUGCUAAGAAGAAGUUCGAGCGGGAAGAUGUCGUGAAUGUUCCCGCUGGCAAGCGAUUGCUAUUUCUAAGCAAUGAUCAGCUGAAGAUCUUGCUGGGAUUUGUACAAGGUGUGGGAGUCUACAUUGAUACGAUCGUAUUUACAAAAUAGGUCAUAAACUAUUAGGACGUGCACCGAAUGAACACAAUGACGUUUGAGGAUAGGGAUAGUUCUCCCGGAAAACAAAUAUUUUUUUAAGACUUCAUUAAAAAAAAAUUCAGAAAGAUUGCAAAUUCAUUCUUUAUGAUCGAAUACUUAAUUUGCAUAAUUGGUUUGCCGUUUUUUUUAACAGAAAGUACACCCAAUUCUUUUUUACACGGGUGAGUUUUAGUCGAUUAAGAAAGACGUUUAGCGUUAAUGAAACUUUGAGUUAAUCCCAUGAAAAAAAAUCACAAAAAGUCAAAGAAAAUUCAGGUGGUAUUUUAAAAGCUAUCAAAGAUCAGGUUAACUGGAAACGUGGUAAUAUAGGAGAGUCAUUGCUAUGUUUCAAUUCUGGGAUCGUCACGAAAACAGGUCAAGAAGUAUGGGCCAAAAACUCAGCCAUUUUUUAAGCGGAUUCUGGAGAUUUUGUUAUUAAUUGAUUAAUAAACUCUAUGAUUUUAUACAACUAUUGCAAACAUUUGAUUCAAUGCAUUUAACUGUUGAAAAAUUCCUUUUUUUCCAGGCAGUUUGAAAAUUUUAACUUUACAGGGAAAUAAAAAAAAAUACAAAAAUAAAUCGACUUACGAUGUCACAGAGAAUUGCUCACAAUUUGCACAGCUUCAUUGGGAACAUCCAUUAAUAACGUAACGCUUAGAGUGGAAGGGGGGGUUUCCCGGAGUGUGACGACCAAAACAAAAUUUUCAGCUGAUUCAUACAAAAACUGUGACAUAGGAGAGAGGGGGUAUUGAAAGUUGCUAAUUUUUACGUUACGUAAUUAAUGGAUCUUCCCAUCUUUUGUCGGGAUAAAACUUGAAAAAAUUUCAUAACGUUUUUCAAAAAUUUCUUUGUGAUAUAAAAUAUUAUGAAUAAUGUUAAACUAACAAAAAAAAGUCCAAGUGGUACUUGAAUACAUUAAAAUUUCACUUUACUCACGUAUGAAAAAAGGAUUGUAAUCAGUGCCUUCAAUAAUAUAUUAUUCAAUCAAUACUUAUCAAUAUAACCAAUACAAUUGUAUGACAUAUGUUUUUCUGCGCUUAGAUGUAAGUGCCUUAAUGGUUAGCGAUUAAGCAUUUCCGGCUUGGUACCUAUUCUAGCACAAGAUCAAAAAUGAAAAGCAAUAUUAUGUUACCCAAAUUCAAGUGAAUCCUUUGAGCUUACUCGAGAGUUCACUGUGAAGCAAUAAUAUUAAAAUUGCUCAAGAAAUUGCUGUUAUAAACGAGUAUGCUGAUACACGAUACAAAACCUGCCGGGAAUACUUUUCCAUGCUAUAUAUUAUUAUAUUAUCAUAUCAAUAACAACCAAUAUAAGCAAUAACAAUAAAUAAAAAAAAAAGUGAUUUUAUUUGUAGUUGAAAAUAUCCAGGAGUAUUAGUUAUGUUUUGAAUAUAAAAAUCAUUUUCAAAUUAAUUAAAUUAUUUUCAAAAUUAUAAUAAGCAUGAUUGAAAAUGGUUAGAAAAAAGUAUCUAUUUUAGGUAAUUUUCACUCAAAUAGAAGAAUCCAAAAUUAAGUAAAUUUUCUGAAAAGUAUGAUUUAUUCAAUAUUAAGUAAAAUAUACUUAAUUACGAGUAGAAACUGAUCAUAAGUUAGGAAAAUUUAACUUUUGUAAACAUGAGAUUACAUAACAUUGGCUUCCCACUCUUUAAUAGACCAGUGCAUGAUGACGUAGGUUGACAGUUCACAGAGCUUUUUCACCGGGACUUAGCCUUUGGCGAAGCUUCCGAUAAAAAUGUUUCGUCAUUUUAUUCGCAUGUAGAUGUCCUUUGCGAUUGAUUUCAUGCUGAAUGCAAAGAAUAUCAUUGAAAUAUUCGGAUCGCAGCAAUUUUAAACUAAAAAUAUGAAUUUUAAUUUUCUCCUCAUCGAUUUUUCUUCUAACACCUUGUAAACAAGCUCUGUGAACUGUCAAAUAAGUGAGGUUAGAUCAAGAUCUUGCAUUGGUCUAUACCCUUGUUGGGUAGCUUUGCCCGUCUUAUGACAAAAAAAAGGAAAAUGGAAGUACUUUUUUCUAACUGUGAGUGAUCGUUCGCCAAUUGGGACACGAUUUUACCCCGAUUAUGGAACGCCGUUGGCCAAUUGAGGCGUUUUGACAACCGUCAAUGUUGUUCACUCUAUGAAUUGCUUAAAGACAAAUUUUACACGCCACGUUUGAACGAUCCCGCGAAAACGAAACGCCAACACGGUUCUGACAUCAAAUGUUGACGUUUGGCUACUUUUUAAUUGGGUUUUACCCCAAUUAGCGAUCCCCCGACAAGAAAGCGUCCCAACUAAAAAAAAAAAAAUAGCGAACGUUUACUGUAUUUGGCCGUCAAAAAUAUGACAAUGCGACUGUUAUUUUUAUAAUUUUUUGAUCUAUAUUUUUCUGGUUAGGAAAAAAUGUAAACAUUCAUUUCUAUAAACUUAUAGUGACCUAAA